Messenger RNA from Brachypodium distachyon (stiff brome), 2582 nucleotides. RefSeq names its product cyclic nucleotide-gated ion channel 18. Lineage: Eukaryota; Viridiplantae; Streptophyta; Magnoliopsida; Poales; Poaceae. Gene Ontology annotation, cellular component: membrane. Gene Ontology annotation, biological process: potassium ion transport; transmembrane transport. Gene Ontology annotation, molecular function: voltage-gated potassium channel activity. The transcript is spliced from 6 exons. Bases 121 to 2325 code for a protein of 734 amino acids. The record is from RefSeq and is a predicted model, not a curated record.
AGCCCGAAGCCGAAACGCGCGGCGGCCGCGCAUGCAGAGCAGCCAGGGAUCGGAGCCCCCUGUCCUCUAGGCCGAUCGAUCGUCGAUGCGCGCAUGUCCACCCAGCAGCCAUAGGCAGCCAUGGCCGGCUUCCUCCACCGCCACUUCCUUCCCCCGUUCCGGCGCCCGCCGCUGCCCUUCUUCCACCACGGCGCCUCCUCCGCCGUCUCGGCCUCCCAGCAGCCCGGCGGGCAGCAGCAGGACGGGCGGCGGCCAUGGACGCCGCGCCGGAUCCUGGACCCGGGCGACGAGGUGAUGCUCCGCUGGAACCGCCUCUUCCUGGUGACAUGCAUGGUGGGCCUCUUCGUGGACCCCAUGUACUUCUACCUCCUCUACAGCUCCGGCGAGUCCUGCGUCAAGAUCGACAUGGGCAUCGGCGUCGCCGUCACCGCCGUCCGCACCAUCGCCGACCUCUUCUACCUCGCACACAUGAUCCUCAAGUUCCGCACCGCGUUCGUCGCGCCCAGCUCGCGCGUCUUCGGCCGCGGCGAGCUCGUCAGGGACCCCGACCAGAUCGCCAUCAGAUACCUCAAGAACGACUUCAUCGUCGACCUCGCCGCCAUGCUCCCAAUCCCACAGGUGAUCAUCUGGUUUGUGAUACCAGCCGUGAGCACCUCCUCGGCGAAUCACACCAACAACACGCUCUCCAUGAUCGUGCUGAUCCAGUACAUACCAAGGGUGUUCCUCAUCAUAUCCCUCAACUCCAAGAUCGUCAAGUCCAGUGGAGUCGUCACAAGAACUGCCUGGGCAGGGGCUGCCUACAACCUGCUUCUCUACACAUUGGCAAGCCAUGUGCUUGGAGCGCUGUGGUACCUGCUGUCGAUUGAGCGGCAGUACACGUGCUGGGUGGAAGCCUGCACGAGCGAGAACGGCACCGAGCCGAACCAGAACAUACCGAAAUGCUUGAUGACCUACCUGGACUGCAAAUCGGUUCACGACCCCGUCAGGAAGAGCUGGUACGAGGUAAGCCACAUCGACACGCAGUGCAAGCUCCCCGGGGCUACGUACAAGUACGGGCUGUUCGCAGACGCGCUCAACCUCGACGUCGUCGGCGCCACCUUCUUCGAGAAGUACCUCUACUGCCUAUGGUGGGGGUUCCGGAACUUGAGUUCCUAUGGACAGAACUUGCAGAACAGCACCUACAGUGGGGAGACCAUAUUCUGCAUCCUGAUUUGCAUCAUGGGACUCGUCUUCUUCUCGCACCUCAUCGGAAACAUGCAGACGUACCUGCAGUCCAUGACGGUGCGGCUGGAGGAAUGGCGGGUGAAGCGGCGGGACAUCGAGGAGUGGAUGCGUCACCGGCAGCUCCCCCUGGAGCUCCAGGAGCGUGUCCGCCGCUUCUUCCAGUACAAGUGGCUGGCCACCCGCGGCGUCGACGAGGAGUCCAUCCUCCAGUCCUUGCCCCUCGACCUCCGCCGCGAGAUCCAGCGCCACCUCUGCCUCGCCCUCGUCCGCCGCGUGCCCUUCUUCUCGCAGAUGGACGAGCAGCUGCUGGACGCGAUCUGCGAGCGGCUGGUGUCGUCGCUAAGCACGAAGGACGCCUACAUCGUCCGGGAAGGCGACCCGGUCAGCGAGAUGCUCUUCAUCAUCCGCGGGGAGCUGGAGAGCUCCACGACGGACGGCGGGCGGACAAACUUCUUCAGCUCCAUCACGCUCCGGCCGGGGGACUUCUGCGGCGAGGAGCUGCUGACCUGGGCGCUGAUGCCCAACCCGUCGCUCAACUUCCCGCAGUCCACCCGGACCGUCCGCUCCGUGACCGAGGUGGAAGCCUUCGCGCUCCGGGCCGAGGACCUCAAGUACGUGGCCAACCAGUUCAAGCGGCUCCACAGCAAGCGGCUGCAGCACGCGUUCCGGUACUACUCCCACCAGUGGCGCAGCUGGGGCGCGUGCUUCGUGCAGGGGGCCUGGCGGAGGUACAAGAAGCGGAAGCUCGCCAAGGAGCUCAUGAAGCAGGAAGGUUUGCUCUUGGGAUUCGAUGAUGGGCAAGGUGGCGCCGGCGGGGAUGGUGGGUCUGGGGUGGGCGAUAGUGACAGCGCGCCGUUGCUUGGGGAUUACGGCAAGGAUGGCGCGGCGUCGGCGGCGGCGGAGGGAGGAGGAGCGGCGGCGGGGGGCGGCGGGGGGUCGCACCUUGGGGUGACCUUCUUGGCGUCCAAGUUCGCCAAGAACACCAAGAAGGGCGCGCACCAGAAGGUGGUGGCGCAGCACGACGUCUCCACCAUCAAGCUCCCCAAGCUGGCCAAGCCCGACGAGCCGGAUUUCUCCUUGCACACCGACGACGCCCUGUAGUGAAAUUUUGCUUCCGAGUUCGAGUUCGAGUCCGAGUCGAUCGCCCACCGUGCAGGUGUGUGUACGUACGUGAAGUAGGUAGAUGAAGCUGUGGAGUCGCAUGUGUUGUACUGUAUACUAGUGCUGAUUUAGUAAAAGUUGACCUUAAAUUACUUGGGAUCAGAAUGUCUGGACAUGGCGAAUUGACAUGGCAUGUUCUGUAAGAUUGAGGUAGUUUGUUUUUAGUCUUUUAGAUAAGAGAAAAGGGUAUUUUGUCA